UAUAUUCUCUUAUUGGAAAUGUACUGCAAAUUGGCGUUUGCUGCAGUUACAUAUAUGUAGUGUAUACAUUUUUCUGUUUACUAAUGUCCAGAAGCGUCCAUAAACAUGUAUGUCAACGAAGUUGUUCUCGCCUUUUUUAAGAAGACCAAGAAGAAAACUGUAAUCGACGUGCAGGAUUUUUAAAAAGUUACAAGUUUGGAGUUUGUCAUUGCCAAUGGCGUUAUUGAGUGACACAGAUUCUUUACGAACAAUCCAAAACAAUCAAUUAUUGCCAAAUAUGGAUAAUACGACAAAUCCCAAUGAUCAGGAAUGGACCGACACGAUCGCACUGAUCGCCAAAUCAUCAAUCAUGGUGUUCAUUAUAAUUGCAGCUAUUUUCGGUAAUUUACUGGUGAUUGUUUCGGUGAUGAGACAUCGAAAGUUAAGGAUAAUCACAAAUUAUUUUGUGGUGUCUCUUGCCCUGGCCGAUAUCAUGGUCGCCAUGAUGGCGAUGACCUUCAACUUCAGUGUCCAGUUGACGGGACGAUGGCUAUUCGGUUAUUUUAUGUGUGAUGUUUGGAACUCUUUGGAUGUCUACUUCUCGACUGCUUCAAUUCUGCAUUUGUGCUGUAUAUCUGUGGAUAGAUACUACGCUAUUGUCAAGCCUUUGAAAUAUCCCAUAAGCAUGACCAAAAAAGUUGUGGCGGUAAUGAUUUUGAACACCUGGAUAGCACCAGCUCUCUUGUCCUUUGUGCCAAUUUUUCUAGGAUGGUACACGACCGAGGAGAACCAGAAAUACCGCGCCGAACAUCCAAAUGAAUGCGUAUUUGUAGUUAACAAAUGGUACGCAGUAAUAUCGAGUUCUAUUUCUUUCUGGAUACCUUGCACCAUAAUGGUGUUCACAUAUUUGCAAAUUUUCCGCGAAGCUGAUAAACAAGAAAAAGCGUUGCAUACUAGGCAAGGUAAAGCCAUGUUGAUGCAUCGGCCAAGCAGGGAUUGUGGUCAUAACGGCGAUGUCCUGUCGGCAUCGGGAGGCUCAUCAAAGACUUUGACGUUGCACGAGAUUCCCGAUGAGCCUUUAAAUACGCCAACCAAGGACAAGAACAUAAUCAAGAUGAAACGCGAGCAUAAAGCUGCACGUACCUUAAGCAUAAUCAUGGGUACUUUCGUAUUGUGUUGGCUUCCAUUCUUCUCCUGGUACCUUAGCACGUCCUUGUGUGGAGAACACUGCGAUUGCCCGGAUGUGGUAGUCGCUAUAGUAUUCUGGAUCGGUUACUUCAACUCCACUUUGAAUCCUUUGAUCUACGCUUACUUCAACCGCGAGUUUCGAGAAGCCUUUAGGAACACCUUGCAGUGCGCGUUUUGCAGCUUGUGUAAGAACCAGCCCGUGGACCUGGAUGAUUUGGACACUAGGAGAUCUUCUCUGCGACCAUAUGAGGACAGAAAAAAAAGUGUCUAUUCGGAGACUUAUCUGAAGCACGUCGAUCGCCGGAGGAGUUCGGAGUUCGGUUCGUCGUUAUGAGUGGAACUGGUGUCGCCUUAUCCGGAUAAGGUGACCACCAGCUUUUAGUGUCGGCGGGAGACGCUGGUGUAAGAGAACUUGCGAAUAGACUACAAGUUUAGCCAAUCCAAUUGACAGUUUGUGAUUUGAUAAGGACUUCCUUGUGUUCUGUUGACUAAAGUUCUAAUUUGUACAUAUAGUUUUAAUACAUCUAUUUGUUGAUACGAAUAAACUAAUUUUUACGAGUGUCCUGUGUCCCGUUUUUUCCAUGGCGUUGCGACAAUUUUAGGCUUUAGUUAAAUGAGUGAUAUUAUCAAAGUUUUAAAAAAAUGUGUAAAUAUUUUGUUUUUUGUACAUAAAUA
This is a messenger RNA of Ctenocephalides felis (cat flea), 1842 nucleotides long. RefSeq names its product octopamine receptor beta-2R-like. The coding region runs from base 215 to 1501 and encodes 428 amino acids. NCBI's taxonomy places the organism in Eukaryota, Metazoa, Arthropoda, Insecta, Siphonaptera, Pulicidae. Gene Ontology annotation, biological process: adenylate cyclase-activating adrenergic receptor signaling pathway. Gene Ontology annotation, molecular function: octopamine receptor activity. Gene Ontology annotation, cellular component: membrane. The record is from RefSeq and is a predicted model, not a curated record. The transcript is spliced from 2 exons.